This is a messenger RNA of Octopus bimaculoides (California two-spot octopus), 1474 nucleotides long. Its product is annotated as DBH-like monooxygenase protein 1 homolog. The record is from RefSeq and is a predicted model, not a curated record. Gene Ontology annotation, biological process: octopamine biosynthetic process; dopamine catabolic process; norepinephrine biosynthetic process. Gene Ontology annotation, molecular function: dopamine beta-monooxygenase activity; copper ion binding. Gene Ontology annotation, cellular component: secretory granule membrane. Lineage: Eukaryota; Metazoa; Mollusca; Cephalopoda; Octopoda; Octopodidae.
CUAUGAAUCAUUCUUGUUUAUGGUCACAGCAAGACCCGGAUCUCUGUGUAAAGUAGAAAAGUGAUAAAUAGAUACAAAAAGCUUUCACUAAGUGUAUAUCUUACAGGCGUUGAAUGAAAAUGGUGAUUAUCUGCGCACUAAAAAUCUAGUUGCACAACGUUUGAUAUACUCAAACCUCAACGCUACUCUGAUAACAAAAUGCCGCAUUUUCUUGUAUUCGUGCUCUCCUGCUUUGCUUCCAGUGUUUUGGCAGAUGAUUAUUUCCAUUCUCUUUAUCUGGACUUCAACAAAACUUAUCACCUUUCAUGGAAAUUUAACAAAUCUCAUAUUGAAUUCCAUGCAGAAGUUAAAACACUAGGUUACGUGGCACUAGGUUUAUCAAUGGACGGUGGCCUGAAAAACGCCGAUAUUUUCAUUGCAGGAGUUUCUAACGGGCAAUCUUAUUCUUCGAACUACUAUGGUAAUGCUGACAAGAAAUUGUCCUUACAAGCAACCAGUGAAUGGCAUCUAAUGUACUUCAAUGAAUCUGAUACGAAAACAACGUUGACGUUCUGUAGAGGACUUUCUGGGUCAAAUAUGAAAGUAAACAUCACACAAAAUACAAUGAGAGUCCUGUGGGGUUAUAACAAGACAGAUACUGUAAGUGACAGCUUUGAACCGGAUGGUGUCAAAAGUCAAUAUCUUCUUCAAGACCCAUUUCCUGAUCCAGUAAUGUCAAACGAUACAUUUACAAUUGAAUUCAGAAUGAAUAAAACUCUGAUUCCAAACACAAAAACUACAUAUUGGUGUAAAUCUUUCGCAUCACCACCUCUUGACGAGCAAGUGCAUGCUGUUGUGAUAUCUCCUUACAUUCAAGAAGAAAAUGAAGCUUUUGUUCACCAUAUAUUACUAUAUGGAUGCUACAAAAACACUUCAGAAGGAAUUCAUAUAGGAUAUCAAACAAGAUGCUAUUCACAAAAUAUGCCGAAUGACUGGAAUAAUUGUCGGACAGUACUAAAUGCAUGGGCAAUUGGAGGCUCGAGCUUCACUCUCCCUAAACAUACUGGAAUAUCAAUUGGAGGUGAAGAGGAUCCUCUAUAUUAUUUACUGGAAAUUCACUACGAUAAUCCUUUGGAGACGGAAGGUUUUCUGGAUUCUUCUGGACUGAAACUGACUGUAACUAAAACUAAGCGACAAUACGAAGCUGGAGUUUUAGAAGUUGGAUGUAAUGUGAGACCUCCUUAUGAAUUAAUUCCACCUUAUGCUAAAGAAUUCAAAUAUUAUGGACACUGUGAGGCGUGUGAGUCUAUGAUUAAACCUGAAAAAAUAUCCAAUGGAAUAGGGACGGAGUUCAGAUGAUAGCUGUUAUACUUCAUGCACACUUGGCAGGCAGAAAGAUAAGGCUUCAUCAUUAUCGCAAUGGUAAAAAGCUGCCUGAUAUUGCGUAUGAUGACAAUUACGAUUUCAACUACCAAGAAACCAGGAUCAUCAAGAA